Anastrepha obliqua is the source of this 2080-nucleotide messenger RNA. It is a transcript of the gene Amt, whose product is annotated as putative ammonium transporter 2. The transcript is spliced from 5 exons. Bases 165 to 1928 code for a protein of 587 amino acids. Gene Ontology annotation, cellular component: membrane. The record is from RefSeq and is a predicted model, not a curated record. NCBI's taxonomy places the organism in Eukaryota, Metazoa, Arthropoda, Insecta, Diptera, Tephritidae. Gene Ontology annotation, biological process: ammonium transmembrane transport; ammonium homeostasis. Gene Ontology annotation, molecular function: ammonium channel activity.
UAUGAUACUAACAUUCUUUAUAGUCAACGGAAAGAUCCAAAUACCUACAUUUUUCUUAACAUUCACAUCGGGUUUGCGAAGUUGAUUGGUUUUCUCUUCAAGUAUGUAGUAUGUAUAUAUGUAUGUACUUAUACAUCUAAGAUAAAGUAAAACAUUUGUGCGAGAUGACUUCGAAAGUGACAAAUGUCACGGCAUCACAAGCCACAGCUUUGAAGGGUGUUAUGCGCAAUAGCAGUUACGUUAUACCAGGAUUAUACGAUCUUAGUGUAGAGGACACAAAUUGGGUACUAACAUCAUCAUUCAUAAUUUUCACCAUGCAAACGGGAUUUGGCAUGCUAGAAUCGGGUUGUGUGUCAAUCAAGAAUGAGGUCAACAUAAUGAUGAAGAACGUCAUUGAUAUUGUGCUAGGUGGCUUCACCUAUUGGCUGUUCGGUUAUGGAAUGAGUUAUGGACGUGGACCACUAUCCAAUCCAUUCAUAGCAGUCGGAGAUUUUCUACUAGACCCGCCCGUGGGUGAUCCUUUGAUGGGGCAAAUUUUUGCUGCCUUUCUAUUUCAGUUGUCAUUCGCCACAACGGCAACAACGAUCGUUAGCGGAGCUAUGGCGGAGAGAUGCAAUUUCAAAGCGUACUGUUUAUUUUCGCUACUCAACACGGCUGUCUACUGUAUACCUGCCGGAUGGGUGUGGGGUGAGCAUGGAUUCCUUAAUAAUCUUGGUGCUGUGGACAUAGCGGGAAGUGGUCCGGUGCAUUUAAUUGGAGGCGCCGCGGCAUUUGCCUCUGCUGCUAUGCUGGGUCCUCGCUUAGGUCGUUACUCAGACGGCUAUGAUCCCUUGCCGCUUGGUAAUCCCGUGAAUGCAUGCAUGGGCCUCUUCGUGCUCUGGUGGGGAUGGUUGGCUUUCAAUUCAGGCAGUACCUAUGGUGUAAGCGGUGCCAAAUGGCAAUACGCUGCGCGUGCUGCUGUCAUGACCAUGAUGGGCUCAUUCGGUGGGGGCAUUAUAAGUUGCGCCUAUUCACUUUGGCGUCAUGAUGGUCGCAUGGACAUCAUCGAUCUGAUUAAUGGUGUGCUCGGCUCAUUGGUCUCCAUUACCGCUGGUUGUUUUCUGUAUCGCGCUUGGGAAGCGCUUAUCAUCGGAAUGUUAGGUGCAUUGCUUUGCGUGGUCGCAAUGCCUUUGUUCGAUCGGCUAGGAGUCGAUGAUCCAGUCGGAGCGAGCUCUGUUCAUGGUGUUUGUGGAGUUUGGGGAGUAAUUGCAGUCGGCUUUUUCGCAGACAAUCCUGUGCCAUUGGAAACAACAAAAGGACGUUCAGGACUAUUUAAAGGGGGCGGUUGGUAUUUGGUGGGCAUACAAAGUUUAUCAGCAUUAUGCCUUGCCUGCUGGGGCAUUUGUUCAACAUUCCUUCUACUCUAUAUUGUUAACAAAUUUAUACCACUGCGCAUGGAUCCCAAUGAAGAAUUACUCGGCGCCGAUUUAAUGGAACAUCGUAUACGCCAUUCACAAAUUGGGUUAUCGCGCGCCAUAUCUGCACUGGCACCGAUUAAGGUCAAUCUUAAUGAGAUUGCUGGUAUUCAGCCAAUUGGAUUAAAUCCCGGACAUGAGAAGAGCAUUGAACAGUUACGAGCUGCAGAAAAUAAACAAUGGCAACAAUAUCUGGAACAAAUGGGCCCACAUCUACCCAAACAUGUACAAGAACAAUUUGCCGCUGAGGAGCACAACAUACUCAAGACGAUUCAUAAUUCGCCCGAUCUUAAAACUCACACGGUUGGUAAUGUCUUUAGUCGCAAACUAAAGUCAGUACAUAUCAAAAAGGAUCCGGAUCGUAAUGUGCAUACAGAUAUAACGCAGGGAUUCUAUAAGCCGAAUAAUAACGAAUUACCGGUGAUUUCAACGAAGCAAAUCGACAAGGACACCAACUUCGCAUGGGUCGAUUGAGAUGUUAAAAAAAUUAGAAGUUUUAUAAUUACUGAUUUUUAAAUGGAAGAGCAUAGAACGUCUAAAAAUUCAGUUUUGUUUUUGUUGUUGGCUAUUUAAAGCAAAGUUUUAAUAAAGUUAAUCAAAACACGUUACGCAAAAGUUACAUGAUA